AGCUCGCCUGUUAAACGGACGGUCAGCGGGCACACGAUGGCAGGGCGACUCCAGGUUACAUUGCUCCAACUCGUCUGGGGGACAGUUUUACUGCAGCUUGCUUAUGCGCAGUGUAACAGGGCUACGUUCGGGUCAGACAGCUUCGUGUGCGUGUGCAGCGGCAGCAGCUGCGACUACAUGAGCGAUGCACAGCGGCCCAAUGACCCAUCCUACUUCACCAUCGUCUCCACCGACAGGGACAACGCCAGACUUGGCGUUGACUCAGGACUCUUGUCCCCCACCCAAAACACGAAUGGGGUGAUCAUCAACGUUGACCUCAGCGUUCGCUACCAGACGAUGAUAGGGUUCGGAGGUGCCUUCACGGACUCGACGGGCAUCAACGUAGCGAAGCUCAGCGCCGAGACGCAGGAAUCGCUGCUGCGUUCCUACUUCGCUCCUGAAGGCAUCCGUUACAGCCUCUGUCGCGUGCCCAUCGCGGGGUCGGACUUCUCCACCAGGCCUUACUCCUACGAUGACGUCCCUGGCGACGUCAACCUCGACAAUUUCGCCCUCGCCGAAGAAGAUUACUUGUACAAGCUGCCGUUCAUGAAGAGGGCUUUGGAGUUGGUGAGCGGAACGUCCGACCUGAAAUUCUUCGGCUCGCCGUGGGCGCCGCCGGCGUGGAUGAAAACAAAUGGCAUGGCGAACGGCUCAGGCAGUCUGCUGCCAGAGAUGUGGGGCCCUUAUUCCAACUACUUUGUCAAAUUUAUAUCAGCAUACCAAAACGAAGGCGUUCCAAUCUGGGGAGUCACCACUCAGAAUGAGCCAAUGACCGGAUUUUACGAUUGGCCGUGGAACACGUGCGCCUGGACAGCGGAAGAUCAGCGCGACUGGAUCAAGACAAACCUCGGUCCAGCAUUCGUAAACGCCGGGUACGAUGACGUCAAAAUAAUGGUACUCGACCACAACCGGGAGUUCCUGCCUGACUAUCCUGCGGCCAUACUGACGGACCCAGAGACAUACAAGUACGUUGACGGCAUCGCAGUUCACUGGUACUCCGACAACAACGACUACCCCGACAGACUGACCAGCACCCACGACCUCUUCCCCGACAAGUUCCUGCUAUACACCGAGUCAUGCAAUGGAUUAGCUAAAGAUGGGAACGGUAACAACCAGUUCGGCAGCUGGCAGCACGCACAAGACUAUGUGGUCAACAUUCUUGACGACGUGACUCACUACUCGACCGGGUGGGUGGACUGGAAUAUGGUACUGGACAUGCAGGGAGGACCAAGCUGGGUCAGCAACUUUGUUGAUUCUCCCAUCAUCGUUAAUGCGGCGGAAGACACUUUCUACAAACAGCCCAUGUUCUACGCCAUGGGACACUUCAGUAGAUUCGUGCUCCCUGGAGACGUGGCAGUUCGCAGGUGGAUCUCCGAUGAAAGCAAGAUCAGAGUCGCGACGUUCCUGCAGUCGGAUAACACAGUUGUUGUCGUGCUCAUCAACAUGGCCGAAGAAAAUGUGUCGAUUUCACUACAGCCCAACCCAGCUGUGGACAUGUACGCCAACAUGGAGAUCCCUCCGAAGUCUCUGCACACUCUCCUCUUCGCCAUCUAACUCCGCAACAAAAUAUGGUUUAUCAAAACUAAUAUUGAGCCUUUCAGUGGACCCUGCAUUGAUAAAGUUGAAUAAUUAGGACACAAUCUUAUUAUAUUUGUCACGUUCAGAAUGAUUAAUUUUCAAUAAACACAUACUUUCCGA
Messenger RNA from Hyalella azteca, 1737 nucleotides. RefSeq names its product lysosomal acid glucosylceramidase. Bases 37 to 1593 code for a protein of 518 amino acids. Gene Ontology annotation, biological process: glucosylceramide catabolic process. The transcript has 10 exons. Gene Ontology annotation, molecular function: glucosylceramidase activity. The record is from RefSeq and is a predicted model, not a curated record. NCBI's taxonomy places the organism in Eukaryota, Metazoa, Arthropoda, Malacostraca, Amphipoda, Hyalellidae.